AUGCAAACGAUCUGUGAAGAGUUGGUUAAGGAUACAGAUAUUGCUAUAUACUACCAACCUGUGCACAUUGAUGAAAAGAUAACAUGUGUGACUGUAUGCCACAGUCAACAUUCACAUCAUAAAAGAUGCUACAACAGGGGACUCUGCACAGUGUACAAAGGCACUGGACCUCUUUGCAAGUGUCAUAACGUGGCUGAGACUUGGUACUUGAAUGAGGACUGUAGCCUACCUAUACAGAGGACUGCUUUCUAUGCAGGGUUAAGUGGGACCCUUGCUUGUCUGUUAGUGAUAGUGGGAGUCUUGACUGCAUUCUUACUGAGGAACAAACGAAGACAAAAGAGGAGAAGAGACAUUAAAGAGCAGCUGGUGAACCAAUGGCUGAAUGAGGACUUUGAGUGGCCCAGAUCCAGCCAUCCUGACAUUCACAAUGCUGGAGAUCUCCACAACCUUGCUUACACUCAUGAAGACUCUGGACCGUCUUUGGAUACUGACGACAGACCGCCGAGCUCAUCCACGAGUAUUUACGGGCUGGACACUGAGUACCAGCUGUCAGAUACACCAUACAGACACAAUACUCCAACUACUAAUACUCUCUCAUUUUCUAAUGCUGGACACCCACAAUCCGCCAGCCUGCCUCAACCUCAGAGACACUUCUCACCUCAGAUGCUGAGGAUCAGCAGGCCUCAGAUAAAGACAUCCUGGGAUGCCUGAGCCCUAAGUCUGCAUCAUUAUGG
Messenger RNA from Perca flavescens (yellow perch), 734 nucleotides. RefSeq lists its product as uncharacterized. The record is from RefSeq and is a predicted model, not a curated record. Bases 1 to 711 code for a protein of 236 amino acids. NCBI's taxonomy places the organism in Eukaryota, Metazoa, Chordata, Actinopteri, Perciformes, Percidae. The transcript has 6 exons.